UGUUAGUUCGUCUCGCGUCCUCCCACGAAGCAGACAUGUCGAAAGUUGCGGUUGUGACCGGCUCCAAUAAGGGCAUCGGCCUCGCCAUUGUGAAAGGAUUAUGCAAACGAUUCAACGGAAUCGCAUACCUCACAUCUCGAGACGAAAAUAGAGGCCGAAAAGCUGUCGAAGAGUUGAACAAAUUAGGCCUAAAACCGCACUACCACCAGCUCGACGUAUCCGAUAGAAACAGCGUCCUUAAGUUCAGAGAUCACAUCAAGGAAAAACACGGACAUCUCGAUAUAAUCGUUAACAAUGCUGCUAUUGUGGACAAUCUUACGCCCAAUACUAAGCCCGAUACUAAGCUCGACAUCGAACUUAUGAAAAAAGUCAUCGAUAUCAAUUACAGAAGCGUCUUGACUAUGCAGGAACUGAUUUAUCCAUUGGUGAGAGAUAAUGGAAGGAUCCUGAAUAUAUCCAGCGACUGUGGACACUUAUCCAACAUUAGGAAUAAGUACUGGAUAGAGCGGUUGUCAAACAAAAAUUUAACAGUCCAAGAUGUGAAUGAGUUCGUCGAUUGGUUCCUCCAGUCCGUGCAGAAGGGUACGUUCAAGACGGAAGAUAUAGCCGACAACGCGACGGUGCCCGCGUACCGUGUGGCCAAGGUGGCUCUGAGUGCGGUGACGGUGGUCCAGCAGCGCGAGCUGGCGAGCCGGCGCAUUGCUGUCAACUCGAUGCACCCCGGCCUCGUGCGCACCGACAUGACGACCGAUAUCGGCUUCUACAGCGCGGACGAAGCAGCAGAAACCCCCCUCUAUGUACUCCUAGAAGCCCCGGAUUCACUCCAGGGCGCCUACAUUUGGUACGACAAACGUGUACUCGAUUGGUACGACUACAAGGCAGACUAUUAUUUCAAAAAUUCCACUCUGAGCGGGUAGUACCUAUUAUGUUAUGGACGAGAAAUAUCAAUUGUUUGCGUUGUUGUAUAAUUGUUAUCUGUAUAAUUAUGAUGAUUAAAAUGCUCGAUUAAACAUUUCAAUAUGAUA
Molecule: messenger RNA, 1025 nt
Organism: Colias croceus (clouded yellow)
Lineage: Eukaryota; Metazoa; Arthropoda; Insecta; Lepidoptera; Pieridae
Product: carbonyl reductase [NADPH] 3-like
Exons: 2
Coding region: 36-917 (293 amino acids)
Molecular function (GO): carbonyl reductase (NADPH) activity
Source: RefSeq, a predicted model, not a curated record